AUGUUGGCCAACAGAGCAAGACUUGCUGUUUUUGGUCGUCGUUUGGUCCAGCAACAUGCGCGGGCUUACGCGAAAGUUCCGCAGGAGCACAAGAACCAACUGAUCAACACUUUGAAGGAGAUUGGUGUCGACAACGAUGGAUAUUUGAAGAAAGACACCCUAUACACAGAAGACACAUUCAAGAAGUCCAAGUUUUACCAGCACAUCCAGAAGGUUCAGGCCGAGCAACAGGCUUUAAUUGAAAAGAAGUUGCAGCUUCUUUCGAAAGAAAAUGGUGUUUCUGUGGAUGAGCUUCGGAAACAGCUGGAUGAACGAGUGAAUCGUCAGCUUGAAGAAGCCAGCAAAAACGUUAGGGCUAUUGAGCAGAAUAUCGACCGAUUCGAGCAGCAGAUUUCGUUGCCGUUCAAGGUGGAUCUUGCCGGGGAUGUGAUCAAGAUUCUGAAGUACGACUACGAGGACAUUGAAAGUUCUGUGGUUUAUCAGUUUUUGAAGCAGUCCGACGCCAAAUUGGCUCAGGAGGUUCGUUUUUCAUUGGGUGAGCCUUUUUCUGCUGAGCAGAAGAAAUCUCUCGAGUCCGCAUUGGCCUCCUGGGGCGAGAACAAGAGACAGCAGCUUCAGGAAUUGGUCAAGUCCAGAUACACCGAGUUGCUGAACUACAAAGUUACCAGGGACACAGAGCCUAUUUCCAUCACCGAGGUGUAUGAUUUCUUGGAAAGAUACGAUAAUCUGCAAAACAGCGAGCUCUACGAGAUUUUGCGGGAAGUGGAUCCUAGAUUUGGUACUCUUUACGCAGAGAUCCGGUCAUUGGAUGAAGGUGAAGAGUUGAAGAUGCGUAAAGCACAACUGAACAGAUUGCUUUCUGACAGCAGUGCUGGAAUAUACAAGGUUUUGAACGAUCUUGAGAGUCGUGAGUUCGAGGCCGUGAAACAGGUGUUGAAAGACGAGCGUGCCAGAUUUGAGCCUUUGACCGCCCAGUCCUUGGUCGAGUUCGCUCGUGCUACAGAGAAGGAACAGGAUUUGGAGAUAUUCGAUCCGAUCGAUGAGUCGCUGAGUGUUUUCUUGCAGAAAGCUCGCGACAGCAAGAACGAGAGAGUGGUGGCCGAGAUCCACGAGCUUGCCACCAUGGACGGCCCAUUGAAAACAUUUUUGCAGGACCCAUCCACCGACGAAUAUAUCGCAUUGCAAUCGACAGUGAAUAAGACUCGUCUCAGAUACCAGAAGAAGGUUCUGCUUGAUCCUCUUGCCAGAGAAAUCAAAAGUCUGGCUACCGAAGACCAGACCAACCUGAGUCCGGAGGUGGUAAGCAUGAAUCAAGGCUACGAUAAAUUCAUGGAGGUGAUGGAUCAGAUGGAGAACGAGCUCAUUAGUGGCCAAUACGAGCCUAUCUCGGCCAAACUGCAUCUGCAAGCUCCUCGCAUGCUCGACAAUGGGCCAACUCCUAAACAGAUUGCCGAGUUCAAGGCCCUAAAAGGUUUCGACAAGGCCAAUCCAGAGGACCAGACCCUGCGUUUCUGUGCCAACAUGGUUAUGCGUGGAGGUAAGAGACAGCGUGCCAGAAAAUACAUCAACAGAGCAUUGUACCUGGUGUAUCUGGAAACCAGAGAGAACCCAGUUGAGAUUUUGAAAAAGUGUCUGGAUGCGGUUGCCCCAUUGGUGGUGACGCGUGUUGUGAAGACCGGAUUUGCCAAGAACUACUCUGUGCCUACUCCAUUGACCCCUAGACAGCGGUUGCGGAUUGGGUUCAAGUGGAUUUUGGAGUCCAGCGAUAGUCGCGCCUCGAACGACUUCCCGGUGCGACUUUCCGAGGAGAUCCUCAACAUCCACAGAGGCAACUCCAAACUGACCGAGAAGCGUGUGACAUUGCACAAACAGGCCAUGGCUGUGAGAUCGUAUUUGAGGUUGUGA
Ogataea philodendri is the source of this 1905-nucleotide messenger RNA. RefSeq lists its product as uncharacterized. The record is from RefSeq and is a predicted model, not a curated record. Gene Ontology annotation, molecular function: mRNA binding; rRNA binding; structural constituent of ribosome. The transcript has a single exon. The coding region runs from base 1 to 1905 and encodes 634 amino acids. Gene Ontology annotation, biological process: ribosomal small subunit assembly; translation. Lineage: Eukaryota; Fungi; Ascomycota; Pichiomycetes; Pichiales; Pichiaceae. Gene Ontology annotation, cellular component: ribosome.